This is a messenger RNA of Aspergillus caelatus, 447 nucleotides long. RefSeq lists its product as uncharacterized. The record is from RefSeq and is a predicted model, not a curated record. The transcript has a single exon. The coding region runs from base 153 to 383 and encodes 76 amino acids. NCBI's taxonomy places the organism in Eukaryota, Fungi, Ascomycota, Eurotiomycetes, Eurotiales, Aspergillaceae.
AAAUGUUCCCCUAGGUCUUUUAAGAUAUAAAGCCAUGGAGGGAUUUUUGUUGACAGGAUCUCUGACUUCCAACCAUCUGAGAACAUCGAGUUUCCCUUUCCUACCAUAAGCUGCUCACCUUCUUCCUCCGCAUCCCACAAGCAUCCACAAUCAUGGGUGUUCUAAAGGUUCUGCUCAAAGCGAUCCUCAUUCCCAUCGUGCUCCUCCUGGUCAUCUCGGUCGUUGUGGUCCUCCUCAUCAAAAGACACCGAAGCCGGAAGCAGAAAGAAAGGCAACUCGAGAAUGGGUUCCAGCCCCCGCCCAUUGUGCAAUGGGUUCCAAAUCAGGACUCCAUACAAAAGCCGCCGAUCGCCCAUACGUCUCACCUCCAACCGGCCGGCUAAGAGCAUUUCAGAAUAUCAUAGCACUGAGAUAGUAUGUGCACCAGAUUGCGUGUUCGUCUGUAUC